Molecule: messenger RNA, 977 nt
Organism: Sorghum bicolor (sorghum)
Lineage: Eukaryota; Viridiplantae; Streptophyta; Magnoliopsida; Poales; Poaceae
Product: ubiquitin-conjugating enzyme E2 2
Exons: 5
Coding region: 266-724 (152 amino acids)
Source: RefSeq, a predicted model, not a curated record
ACGUCACGUCACGUCACGUCACGCUGCUAGCGCUCCGCGUCGGUUAUAGCCUGACGACUCCUUUUCGCACCCGGCUCCUCCCUCCCCCACCUGCCCGCCUCUCGCUCCGAAGCUUCUCUCCUCUCGCGUCUCGUACCAGGAGGAAGGGGGACGGGAGAGACCCAGGGAGCGGAGGCGUGCGAAGCUCGCUUCGCGUGCGCGUGCUGCGGUCUGCGGGGAGCGGGAGAUUGGGCCCUGAGCUAGGGUCUGGGACUGGGAGGCGGAGAUGUCGACGCCGGCGAGGAAGCGCCUGAUGCGGGACUUCAAGCGGCUGCAGCAGGACCCGCCCGCCGGCAUCAGCGGCGCGCCGCACGACAACAACAUCAUGCUCUGGAACGCCGUCAUAUUCGGGCCGGAUGACACGCCGUGGGAUGGAGGCACGUUCAAGCUGACUCUGCAAUUUACAGAAGAUUACCCCAACAAACCUCCAACUGUUCGGUUUGUUUCGAGGAUGUUUCACCCAAACAUCUACGCGGAUGGAAGCAUCUGUUUGGACAUCCUACAAAAUCAGUGGAGCCCUAUAUAUGAUGUUGCGGCAAUACUGACCUCUAUUCAGUCCCUGCUGUGUGACCCAAACCCAAAUUCUCCUGCUAACUCUGAAGCAGCCAGAAUGUUCAGUGAGAACAAGCGUGAGUACAACCGCAAAGUUCGCGAGGUUGUGGAGCAGAGCUGGACAGCCGACUAAAACUUUAUCCGCUCCACCAGAUGGUGCAAAUAAGCACCUGCCUUUCCUGCUUUGUCAGUCUGUAUUAUCGUCUUAAACCGUUAAAUAUCCUCAGCUACUGUUGUGUUCUUGUGGUUCAGUCCCCUGUUGUACUGUUGCCUGCCGGUUUCCUAAUGUAGUGAAUGGUUUCGUGGACUGGAGUAUUGGUGCGUAUGUAAAGCCAAGUUGUUGCUAGGUUUGCAGUAAUAACCUCAUAUGCUUCUUUCUCGCUGCA